ACCCCGCUGAGUGUUUAAUUAAGCCUGCGGCCUGCUGCCGUUGUGUUUGGGUCGCUGUAUUUCUGGCAGCAAGUGCGUUGAAAAAGAAUCAAUUUCCUGUUCGGCUGGUGGAGCUCGGUUAGCUAACAGGAGGAAGUUUCCUUGUCCCGACUGAAGCAGAAAACAGAACUCUGAUAAGGUCAUCAGGCAGUCUCCCUAUGUCAGUCCGAAACGGGUCUGCCAGUGAUGCAGACUGCCGGAUCUCUGAGGACUGCAGCGUCCCAGAUGUUGAGCUGAUGGAGCUCGGGCCGCUGCUGGAGGAGGGAGGGGGGCUGCAGGGGCCAUGUAAAGGCGUGCAUCCAGAGGGAGCAGCAAUGCUUGCUGAUGAGGAAGAAGAGGAUGAUGAGGUGGGCGAGGUUUUGACUUUACCUCUUCAGGCUCAUCAUGCCAUGGAGAAAAUGGAGGAGUUUGUGCACAAGGUGUGGGAAGGUCGCUGGAGGGUCAUUCCUUUUCAUGUCUUGCCCGACUGGCUGAAGGACAACGAUUACCUGCUGCAUGGACAUCGACCUCCGAUGCCUUCGUUCAGGGCCUGUUUCGGAAGUAUCUUCAGAAUUCACACUGAGACGGGAAACAUCUGGACUCAUCUGUUAGGGUGGAUCUUAUUCGUUUGUCUGGGCACUUUAACCAUGUUGCGCCCCAACAUGUAUUUUAUGGCACCUCUGCAGGAGAAGGUUGUGUUUGGGAUGUUCUUCCUGGGAGCAGUCCUGUGCCUCAGCUUCUCCUGGCUUUUUCAUACUGUCUACUGCCACUCGGAAAAAGUCUCUCGCACAUUCUCCAAGCUCGACUACUCGGGCAUCGCCCUCCUGAUCAUGGGCUCCUUCGUGCCCUGGUUGUACUACUCCUUCUAUUGUUCCCCUCAGCCUCGACUUAUCUACCUCACCAUCGUUUGUGUUCUUGGCAUCGCUGCCAUCAUAGUGGCCCAGUGGGACAGAUUCGCUACCCCUCGUCACAGGCCAACAAGAGCAGGGGUGUUCAUGGGUCUUGGACUUAGUGGCAUUGUCCCCACCAUGCACUUCACCAUCGAGGAAGGAUUCGUAAAGGCCACCACAGUCGGACAGAUGGGUUGGUUUUAUCUGAUGGGCGCCAUGUACAUCACUGGUGCCGGUCUGUAUGCGGCCAGAAUCCCAGAACGUUUUUUCCCCGGAAAGUGUGACAUCUGGUUUCAUUCUCAUCAGAUUUUUCAUGUCCUGGUCGUGGCGGCAGCGUUUAUUCAUUUCUACGGCGUCUCCAACCUGCAGGAGUUUCGCUACGGCCUCGAAGGAGGAUGCACAGAUGACUCUCUACUCUGAAAGGCCCAACUGUGACUUACUUUUCUUUACAGCUACACCCACACAAACACACACCCAUACACGCAAAAUGCUGCUGGACAUCAGUAUAGUCUCUUCUUGCUCCUUCUGUACUUCUGGGUUGCUUACUUUGGGUUUUAGUGGUCUUUCUGCUUUGGCUUUUUUGCUCCAGUAAAGUAGCACUUACUAGCCAACGUACUAUGGAGGGAUCAGACAUUACUUAUUACUAUGAUAACUGUCAGAUAAGUGUUACAGAUAGUGUUUUCAACUAGGAUUAAAGUGGGAUUUUAACCAAAUCUGAUAACCUCUUCAUAGGUUCUCUCUGUUACCCUGAACCUUUUCAUGGUCUGUUACAGUUGCACAAAAGGGUUCAGAGAGUAAUAUUAUUUAUGCUAAAGGAGAAGGCCUGGACUUCAAGUCAUCUCCCCUCAUAUGCAGGUUAGGAUGGUUGGAGGGUUUACAGCGGCGUGGAGGCUGGAGAGAACAGACACGACUGCGUAAGGAGUGGGAAACUGUCUGAAUGUCACCGGAUGUUUGUUUUCAAUACUGAUAUUGAUUACCUAUGUUUGGCUUCUCAGCAAUAAAGGAAAAGCAAAACAGUGACAUUUCUAAAACCCCAUUCAGUAGAAAACUCCAGUGUUUUUAUAAUGUUUUAAGGCGAAUUUGAAACAGCUCUCCAGGCACUCCAGAUGAGAAGAGUCUCUAAUGUCCGAGCAGAAUAAUUUAACGUGUACAACCUUUAUUGAGGAAUCAGGUGAAUUCAUAGUUUCUGAUAACAUCUUUGGAUGUUUUGCCUCCUUUUGGCAAACAACCAAAAUGGAUUACUUUCAAACCGUUCAAUGCAACAGAGAAGCUAAUUGUAAUUGUUUGUAGCUGCUGUGCAAAAAUAAACCUAAAUCAGGUUACAUUGGGACAAAGUCUUCAUCCCAUCGCAGAUCAAUUAGGAAUAACGCUUCAAUUAUAAACUCUUAGUUGGUAGUUCUUGAGCUGCGACCAAUGUACGGAUCUGAAUCGGCGAUCAAACUCCAUCUUAGUCAACUGGAGGUUUUUCUUUACUGCUUGAUUUCAGAUGUAAAGAGGUGUAAACAUUUAGCGCACCUUACGUACGUUAGAGGAUUAAAUUCAAGACUGUAAAUCAUUAAAUGAGGUUUAAAAAUGUGUUCUGGAUGAUUGGUAGAAACUUUUGAGUAUUCCUGUGCCUUACGCCAACGGAAAUGUUUUUAAAUAAAACGGCCUAUCUUAACGGUCAACGGAUCAUCCAGGAUUUAGGGUUUUUUUUUUUUCUUUCUCCUUUUCCUCACCAUGUAUACAAUCAAAUCAUUAUUAAAGUUGCAAUUCCAUUGAUAGGUUGUACACAAUGCUGUUAAAGACUCUUUUUUCUAGAUGAUCUUAUUCAAGCUUUAUUACAAAGACUAAACAUGAGUAUCCCUGACUUUGUGUAAUGUUCUGUGUAGAAGGUGAUAAAAAUCAUACAUUUCUUUGAAAUGUAAAUCUAAAUAUUUAUUAAUGGUAAUAUUGGAAAAUUAUUGUAAUAAAUUCUUUUCCAUAUGUAA
Molecule: messenger RNA, 2878 nt
Organism: Xiphophorus maculatus (southern platyfish)
Lineage: Eukaryota; Metazoa; Chordata; Actinopteri; Cyprinodontiformes; Poeciliidae
Gene: adipor1a
Product: adiponectin receptor 1
Exons: 8
Coding region: 198-1328 (376 amino acids)
Biological process (GO): adiponectin-activated signaling pathway
Cellular component (GO): plasma membrane
Molecular function (GO): signaling receptor activity
Source: RefSeq, a predicted model, not a curated record